Molecule: messenger RNA, 1817 nt
Organism: Tigriopus californicus
Lineage: Eukaryota; Metazoa; Arthropoda; Copepoda; Harpacticoida; Harpacticidae
Product: CDK5 regulatory subunit-associated protein 3-like
Exons: 2
Coding region: 151-1731 (526 amino acids)
Biological process (GO): regulation of cyclin-dependent protein serine/threonine kinase activity; regulation of mitotic cell cycle
Cellular component (GO): endomembrane system
Source: RefSeq, a predicted model, not a curated record
CGUCCACGUCGCUUGAUUGCGUGAAGUGAGUCAAGUCCUGGAUCAAGUCACCGUAGGGCCUUGUGUUACUUGAUGGGCUGACAUUGGUCUUGGAAUCCAAUCCCCAUACUUUGGUUUCGAUCCACGAAGGUCGAAUAACCUGUGUUCACCAUGGACGAGCACAACUUGGCCAUCGAUAUUCAGCUCAAGAAGCUCUUGGAUUGGCUCAUCAGUCGGAGGAUCUGCAAUCGAGAUUGGCAUCAAGAUAUCGUACCUAUUCGGAGCCAGAUUGGGCAUGCCAUUGGGGAUAUGCCUGAACAUCCCGUGAUCAAGGAGUUGCUCUCGGGCACGAACAUCAACUACUUCCAUUGUCGACAGAUCGUCGAGAUCCUCAAAGAGACCGAGAAGGACAGCAAGACCUUCUUUGGAUCCUAUGGAUCCCAAAGAAUGAAAGAUUGGCAGGCCGUGAUCAGCCUUUACCAAAAUCAACACGUCUAUUUAGCCGAGGCCGCUCAAUUGCUCUCCCAAAGUGUCACCUACGAGAUCCCCGGCCUCAAAAAGCAAGUGGCCAAGGCUGUUCAAGUUCAAGAGGAGUGUGAUAAGAAAGAAAAGGACAAUCUGCGCAAGGCCAAAGACUUUCAGCAUGACUUUGACAAAUCCUGCCAACAACUCGGCAUCCCGGGGCAACAUCUUCGGCAAGAGAUCAUCGCCUUGAUGAAGAGUCUACCCGAAACCUAUCAAACCGUGGCCUCGGAUUGUCGAAAGCUUAAGAAAGCCCGAGAAUUGUACGCCCAUUUCAUGAGAUCCACCAUGGAAAACAACGCCCACAACGACGACCCAAGCCAGGCCAAGGUGGAUUUUGACCUCCAAGUUUUGCCCACGUUGGAUUUUCUGAUUGAGCACGGCAAUGUCACCACCUAUCAAUGGAUCCACGGCGAGGCACCUCUGUCCGUGGAAGCACCCGCAUUAGAUUUCGGCCCUAAUGCUCUGGAGGCGGUGAAUGACGAGGCCAUCGACUUUGGCGACGACAUUGAUUUUGGUGAAGAUAUCAGCGCAGCUCCUGGCGAAGAUGGCCAAGAAAAUGGAGGCGACAUUGACUGGGGAGAUUUGGACGAAAUGGGACCAGAAGAGGGGGAAAUCGAUUGGGGCGAAGUGAGCCAAGCCGUCGACUCCGUCGAGGACAGUGCCGUGAUCGGCAUCACGGUGGAAGAAGGGGGCGUGGCUGGAGGUGUGGCUCGCGAUACUGAGGCCCUGUCAUUAUUGGACAAUCGCCGGACUCGAACCCUCAUCCUGGACGACCUGACCGAGCUGGAAUGUUUCAUUCAACAACGACUCCGCGAGCUCGAGCUCCAAGAUGAAGGUAAAUUCGUGCUGGGGGGGGGAGGCAACAUGACCGAGUCGGAAGAUCCUCAUCUGAUGCGAUCCAUGGUUCACGAAAUCCGGAGUGUGGUGUCUGUGCUUACGGCCGGUCAACUCCAUCACUUGCAGUUGAUUCGGAGUUCACCCAAAUAUGUGGACCGAUUGGUGGAUAGCUUGAAGUCUAAGUUGGAGCUGGUGGAUCGCAUGCACGCCCUGAAUCAAGCUUUGAGCGAUCGCCGUGACCAAGCUAUCCAAGAGCAAGCCGUGUCUCAAAAGAAAUUGGCCGUGUUGAAAGCCAAGGCCAAGGAACUGCAGAGUAAGAUUGAGGCGGACAUUUCAGCCCGAUAUAAGAACCGUCCCGUUAACAUCAUGGGCGGUGCUCAAUCCGUGUAAAAGGAUGAGAACAAUGGAUUGUUAUGUGGUUCUUAUUUUUAUAUUCUCGAUCGCUUGUUUCUCCCCAAUAAAAAGCAAUGAAUGUU